AUGCUGAAAAUUGAGUCGUUACAAUCGACGCGCUGCUUGCCUGCUCCUCUGCGUCACCGCGCCUCUCGCUGGCCCCUCUGCGUCACCGCGCCUCUCGCUGGCCCCUCUGCAUCACCGCAUCGUCUCGUUGCUCGCCCUUACUGCUCGCUGCUGCCUCUCUACUCGUUGCCCUCACUUCUGCAGGCUUUGGGUUUGGAUUUGGUAUUUUUUUCCUCCUCCUUCCUCAAAUUCCUUGCCACACCCACAAAUCACACAGUUAGGGUUUUGAAACCUAUUCUCCUUCGCAAACUCCCAAAUCACAUAAACCCUCCAAAAUCCCUCUCUUCUACCAUCUCCUUCCAGUUCUCGCAGCUGUUUCCAGCUACAAGCAAUUCCUGCACCAUUAGAUUCGGUGGCAUUCUCCAGAAAGCAUUUGUGUCUCCAUGUGCUGGGAGUAGUUAUUGGAAAAGAAUUUUAAGAAAUCACUCCACAUGUGCCUCACUGGCGGUUUCUUCAGUUGUGCCAAUCAUUUUUCGGUCCUCAUCCUCUCCGCUGAUUGCUUCAAACCUUUCGCAGUCUGAGGUCCAACAACGCUCAGACGAGUGGUUCGCGCUUCGUAAGGACAAGCUGACCACAAGCACAUUCAGUACUGCAUUGGGUUUCUGGAAAGGGAGCCGUCGUGUCGAGUUAUGGCACGAGAAAGUAUUUGCAACAGAAGUACAGGUCAUUGAAGCUUCCAAAAGAAACGCCAUGGAAUGGGGUGUGCAGAAUGAAUCAGCAGCUAUAGAUCAGUACAGAAAAAUCACAGGUCAUGAGGUGAGCACAAUGGGGUUUGCAAUGCAUGCGAAUGAGCGACUCGAUUGGAUUGGUGCCUCCCCGGAUGGUGUUCUAGGUUGCUUCCCGGAAGGUGGGAUAUUGGAAGUCAAGUGUCCUUACAACAAGGGCAAGCCGGAGACAGGGUUGCCAUGGUCAUCCAUGCCUUUCUAUUACAUGCCCCAAGUGCAGGGCCAAAUGGAGAUAAUGGAUUGCGAGUGGGUUGACCUAUAUUGCUGGACACCAAACGGAAGCACAAUAUUUCGGGUGCUCAGAGAACGCAGUUAUUGGGAGUUGAUACAUGGGAUUUUGCGCGAGUUUUGGUGGGAAAGCGUGGUUCCUGCCAAGGAAGCUUUGGUGUUGGGAUCUGAAGAGCAGGCCAAGUCAUAUAAGCCUGCAACUAGACACAAACAGACAGGUCUGGCUAUUGCCAAAAGCAUAAACUUGGCUAGCCAAGCAAAGCUUCUAUGCAGAGAAAUUGCAGGGCAUGUUGAAUUCUAUAGCUGAUUGGUAUUUUCAAGUAAUAGGUUGAUUUUCAAUGAAUGCAUAGCCUAUUCUUUACAUAUGUAACAUUCUCAUGUUCAAUUACAAGUGUUAAUUAUUUAUUAUAA
Molecule: messenger RNA, 1403 nt
Organism: Arachis duranensis
Lineage: Eukaryota; Viridiplantae; Streptophyta; Magnoliopsida; Fabales; Fabaceae
Exons: 3
Coding region: 1-1299 (432 amino acids)
Source: RefSeq, a predicted model, not a curated record